Molecule: messenger RNA, 1158 nt
Organism: Phytomonas sp. Hart1
Lineage: Eukaryota; Euglenozoa; Kinetoplastea; Trypanosomatida; Trypanosomatidae
Source: the annotation of a GenBank genome assembly
AUGAAUUCCAAAGAUAAAAGCCCGAAAAGACAGACUACCAAGGCCCCGAUAGGGACAGUUUCCAUCUCAGGGAGGCCUCUAGCGGUCUUGAAAUGGGGUGCCUGGGGGCCCCCAUCGGUGCUUCGGUUUCACCCUCCGCUCCUGCGCCCGCAGGUUCUUCCGAGACGCCAGAGCACCCAUCCCGAGACCGCCGCCGCCUUUUCUUGCCCAAUCCACUCCAGCAGGAGGAUUCGUUGCGCCCUAAAAGGGGGUUCCACCACCCAACGAGGCCGCCGCGUUGAUCUUUUGGGGGAUCUUUUCGAGAAUGGCCCAAAAUCACUUCCACCUCCCCCUCGCCACGCGAACCGUCGUCGGGUUCGCGGGGAAAAGCAAGGCACUCCACGACCGCGUCGCGGCAUUUUAAAAAAGGGUUUUUCCUGCCUCGCUAAGGAUCAGGCAUCGUCGAGCGGAAUGGCGGCGGACAACCUCGCCGACAACCCUAUUGAUCCACCUCCUUCCCAAAGAAAGAACAGGGUGGGGGGGGAAAGUUUCGUGGAAAUCUGUCGGUCGUGGUCAAUUUCGAAUGUUUCCGAGGAAACCUGUGAACCUAUCGAGGUGAUCUCAUCGAUUUCCCCUACGGAUUUCGUGUUUUCGCGCGAUUUGAUCUCGGAUGACAUGGGCGGUUCUGUAAUUUCGGCAGAAAUCGGGGGAUCUCUCCCUGUGGAUGAGCGCAGCGAGGCGGGGACGCCUCCGCUCGACUCCCUGCCCGAGAACGCCGUCAACGAAUACCAUCGCCAAAUAUCUAACGCCCGCAUUGAUGAUCGAACGUCUAUUCUUUCCUUCAAAGGCAAAACGAUGUUUUCUGCGUUUUCCGAUCACACUGGCAGGCCCCUUAAUUUUCUUCUUGGUGCGAGAAUUCAUGGAUUUCCGUGGAGGGCCUUACCAUUUGAGGGAAAUUACACAGCCGCAAUUGGGGAUUUAUUCGAUGUUUUGUUAAAGAGAGAUGAGGGGCGACCCUACGAAACGCGAACACCUAAACUAUCGUGGCCUAGCACUGUGGACUCCAACGAUUAUUAUGAGAAGCGUUUAGUACCUCUGCAGUACUCAAUUUUAUUCAGUUUGAGCGAAUCCAUAGGGCUUCCGUUAUGUUUAUUAGCUUCUGAGCAAGGUCUGACUUGA